UCCCUACACAAGACAUUAAUUAAUUGUAUCUUGUUGCAAAACCGGAGAUCAAACACUGACAACAUGGUUGACUGGACAGAUGCAGAGAAGAGCACCAUCAGUGCUGUGUGGGGCAAAGUAGAUAUCAAUGAGGUCGGACCACUGGCUCUGGGAAGAGUCCUGAUCGUCUACCCCUGGACUCAGCGUUAUUUCGGCUCUUUCGGAGAUCUGUCCACUCCUGCAGCAAUCAUGGGCAACCCCAAAGUUGCUGCUCACGGCAAGGUCGUGUGUGGAGCUCUGGAUAAAGCUGUGAAGAACAUGGGCAACAUCUUGGCCACAUACAAGUCACUGAGCGAGACCCAUGCCAACAAACUCUUCGUCGACCCUGACAAUUUCAGGGUGUUGGCUGACGUCCUCACAAUUGUCAUUGCCGCCAAGUUCGGAGCAGCUUUCACUCCUGAAAUCCAGGCAACCUGGCAGAAGUUCAUGAAAGUGGUUGUGGCAGGCAUGGGCAGUCGGUAUUUCUAAAUGCAUCCCAGACAAGUGAUUAUGUUCUGACAUCCCUGCCUGAGUGAAAAUAAAGACAUCGAAACAAAA
Coregonus clupeaformis (lake whitefish) is the source of this 576-nucleotide messenger RNA. Its product is annotated as hemoglobin subunit beta-1-like. NCBI's taxonomy places the organism in Eukaryota, Metazoa, Chordata, Actinopteri, Salmoniformes, Salmonidae. Gene Ontology annotation, cellular component: hemoglobin complex; haptoglobin-hemoglobin complex; blood microparticle. Bases 64 to 507 code for a protein of 147 amino acids. Gene Ontology annotation, biological process: oxygen transport; hydrogen peroxide catabolic process. The transcript has 3 exons. The record is from RefSeq and is a predicted model, not a curated record. Gene Ontology annotation, molecular function: peroxidase activity; haptoglobin binding; oxygen binding.